Messenger RNA from Pelecanus crispus (Dalmatian pelican), 1269 nucleotides. NCBI's taxonomy places the organism in Eukaryota, Metazoa, Chordata, Aves, Pelecaniformes, Pelecanidae. The record is from RefSeq and is a predicted model, not a curated record.
CCCGCCUACCAGAAUUUGAGACAGCGCGUUGACAACUUCGUUUCCAACCAUUUGGCAACUCAUACCUGGAGUCCUCAUCUCAACAAGAACCAGCUGAGAAAUAACAUUAGGCAGCAGGUUCUCAAGUCUGGAAUGUUGGAAUCUGGAAUUGACAGAAUUAUUUCUCAGGUUGUGGACCCAAAGAUCAACCACACAUUCAGACCUCAGGUGGAAAAAGCUGUCCAUGAAUUUUUAGCCACACUGAAUCACAAAGAGGAGGCAGGCCCCAGUACAGCUCCAAGUGAGGAGAAAACAGAUGCUUCUAUUACAGUACAAGGUGUUUCGGCUACGACUCCUAGUGGCAACGUAGCUAGUGAUGCAAUGUCCAUUUUGGAAACAAUAACUUCUCUUAACCAAGAAGCAAGUGCUGCCAGGGCUUCAACAGAGAACUCAAAUCCCAAGAACAAUGACAAAGUUGCAAAAAGACUCUCAUCUCAGCAAAGUGUGGAUGGUAGCACUGAUAGAGAGAGAAAUGUGGAGGACUUGCCAGACAGAGAGAAAGCAAUUUGUGAUCUUUCUGGAGAAGGGGCUGAAACAUUUGCAAAGUGUGAAGAUUUAAAUGAUCUUCCCUGCCAAAGUGAAGAACUAAAAAAUUCAGCAAAGGAUACUAAUAAUUUGACUUUUACAAGUAAAGAUACAAGUAAAGAAAUUCAACAAGAAAGUGAAGAUCAAAAGAGUAAAUUAUUGGAUAAAUGUGACAAGAAACCAGACAGCAGUGAAAAAGGCGAAAGAAGAAAAGAAAAGAAGGAAAAACUUGACAAGAAGUCUGACCAUUCAAAGAAAAGUGAUGAUGCUAUGAAAUCAAAAGAAGAAAAGCAAGCCAGAGAGUUGGAACCAGUGAAACAGCUAGCUCCAGAAAAAAAUAGCAAUAAACAUAAAACAACUGAAAGCACUAAAGAAACUAAAGAAGAAAAUACGUCGGUAGAUUCAGAUAUGGAUGUACUCAGUGACAUCACUGUCAGCUCUGUCCAUACCAGUGACCUUUCUUCCUUUGAAGAGGAAAGUGAAGAGGAGACUGUGAUUUCUGACAGUACUGAAGAGGGGGAGAUCACAUCAGAUGAUGAAGAGGACAAAAACAGUCAAAGAAAGACAAAGCUUCAUGCUAAUGAGCUGAAUGAUGGGAAAGCCAAGCCUGUUCGUCAUGCUUAUGUUCGUAAGCCUUUCUUGUACUCCAAAUACUUCAGUGAUUCCGAUGAUGAACGAACUGUAGAACAACGCCGUCAGUCCAUU